CUUUGAGUAACCACACUCUCGCUUCCUUCUUUUACACACGGCCGUUGGGGGUUGGCGCGAUCCGAGACCACGGCAGGGGUGCCACAGCCGGGCCUGGCAGCACAGGCUGGGUCCUCGUCGCUGAAGCAGAGGAACCACUUCUCCUGGGCCCACGAGGCGGCUGUCCCAUGGUCUGCUGAGCACGGUGAAUUCUUAACCAUGGACCACCAGAGAGGUCUGAGGAAACUAUUAAUACAUUUCUGUGCACUGGGUCAAGGGAGUUGAAGAGCGCCCCCAGAUGGAUUCAUUGGUGCUGGCGCCAUGUCUCUGCAACUCCUGCUCCUGGUGGUCCUGCUGGGCCCUGACAGCAGCCUCCAGCUGCGGGAGACCAGCAAGAACGAAUCCGUGAAGGCCCCAGACCCCCCAUACCCAGGUGGUGACGGGAGAGACCUGGAAGACUAUGAUCAAGAAUAUGACUAUAUAGCAGAAACGGACCCUCCAGAGAUGUUUGACAGUGGCACCGAGGCCCCCACGUUUCUGCCUAUGGUGGCAGCGCUGGGGCAGAGAGAGCCUGCAGAGCCUACGACACCUGAGUCAUUCAUUCUGGAGGUGUCCACAAGGGACUCUGCUGUCCUGAGUGCCACAGGGGCAACCACCAAGAACCUGAGCACAGAACUGGUCACACUGGUCCCUCUGACCAGAGAACUGGUCACUGAAAUCCCUCCCAAAAUGAAGGAUCUAUCCACAGAGUUGGCUGCAGUCACAGAGGCCCUGUUCAUGGGUCCCAUAGCCACAGAGGCACUGUCCACGGAUCCCGUGGCCACAAAGGCCCUGUACAUGGAACCCAUGGCCACAGAGGCCCUGUCCACGGACCCUGUGGCCACAGAGGCCCUGUCCACGGGUCCCGCGGCCACAGAGGCCCUGUCCACGCACCCUGCGGCCACAGAGGCCAUGUCCAUGGGUCCUGUGGCCACAGAGGCCCUGUCCACGGAUCCCACAGCCACAGAGGCCCUGUCCACGCACCCUGCGGCCACAGAGGCCAUGUCCAUGGGUCCUGUGGCCACAGAGGCCCUGUCCACGGAACCUGCAGUCACAGAGGCCCUGUCCAUGGAAUCCAAAGUCAUAGAGACUCUGUCCACGGAACCGGCCACCACAGCAGACCCUUUCAGGGAGCCCACUACCAUGCUAGCCCUGCCCACAGAUCCAACCACUGUGCAGGCCCUGCCCACGAGACCUGCUACCACAAGGGGCCUAACCACAGCCCUUCCUGUGGCCUCUGAUACUCCCAAGGGCACCACUGUGGCAGCUGGCGACUGGUUUGAGGCCUUCACUGGGAACAGAGGUCAGAGCCUUUUCCCCUGGAGCUCUGUGGCCCCGGCCCCCCCAGAGAGCCUGCCAGAUCCGGGCCCCGUGAGGCAGUGUCUGCUGGCCAUCCUCAUCCUGGCCCUGCUGGCCACCAUCUUCCUCGUGUGCACCGUGGUGCUGGCCAUCCGCCUCUCCCGCAAGAACCACCUGUACCCCGUACGCGGUUACUCCCCCAGCGAGAUGGUCUGCAUCUCGUCUCUGCUGCCCGAGGGGGGCGAGGGGCCCACUCCCACGCCCAACGGGGACCUGCCCAAGGCCAAGGACCAGGGCCGGAAGGCGGGGCCGGGGGGCGACCGCGAAGGGGAUGACCUCACCCUGCGCAGCUUCCUCCCUUAGCUCCUGGCUGCUGAGCCACGGCCCACGCCCCAUGCCGAGGCUCUAAGCUGCAGGUGGGGCUUCCUUGGAUACCCCUGGAGAUGGGAAUCUUCUGGGCGGGGAGCCCGGCCGCCAUCCACAGGACUGAGAGCAGCCGGGGUCCAGGCACCGAAGCAGGCCUGGCAAGCAGAACCUCCAGGAGAGGCUGCAGACGGCCCCUCCAGCUCCCUGCCCAGCCCCCGUGUGUCCCGGGCUCCCUCUAACGCCUCCCUUCCCCAGGAGGACUCAGAGUCAGUUCCCUGCCGCCAUGCCCGCUAACGUUCCCUUCUGGUUGCUAUGGUCACUGCACAGGAAGGGGGCACUCUGAACUGGAUUCCUUAGUUCAUUUCCUGUCAUUCCCCGCCCCGCUUAUUUGGGGGUAUCUCUCAGGAAACCCACAGUGAGUUGUGGGGGCUGGGCAUGUUCCUUAGGGGACUCUGUGGACCGCCAAGCUAUCGUUUAGUGACAGACUAACCCCAUCCUGCCCUCCCUCGCCUCCCCCCGGGGCCUUGAUUGAGGUGCUCACAGAGGUCUCCCAGGGCCCAGCUCAGGGUCCAGGAUGGCGCAGAUGCUCAGUAAAUGUUUGGUGAACAA
Dama dama (fallow deer) is the source of this 2292-nucleotide messenger RNA. It is a transcript of the gene SELPLG, whose product is annotated as selectin P ligand. The transcript has 3 exons. Gene Ontology annotation, cellular component: plasma membrane. Gene Ontology annotation, biological process: leukocyte tethering or rolling; hemopoiesis. NCBI's taxonomy places the organism in Eukaryota, Metazoa, Chordata, Mammalia, Artiodactyla, Cervidae. The coding region runs from base 301 to 1680 and encodes 459 amino acids. The record is from RefSeq and is a predicted model, not a curated record.